AAAAUAGUCGAUUAGCCGAAAGUCAACUUUUAGAUCCAUAGGUUGUUGUUCUUGUAACAAUAAGUGACAAUUUAUUAUUAGCUUAAUAACUUAAAAACGCGUAUAGUAUUAUAACCAUGCCUGUUAUCGAUGUCAACAACUUAAAGGAAACAGAUUUAAAGCGUGAGCUGAAAGAGCGGGGCCUUUCUGUUGCAGGCAAUAAGAACGAGUUGCAAGACCGUUUACAAGCAGCCAUGGAUGGGGAGCCAUUAUUGGAAGACUCUUCAAUUGUUGGAGAAGAUAUUCUGGACGAAGAAGGUGUUUUAUCAGACGAAGAAAAGAUUCUAGGAGCCGACGAAAAUGAACUAUUAAAGAGUCCUACGACUACUCCCACCACCAUACUACCCAAAGGGGAAGGCGGUGAUGCUACGCUGGUAGAAGACGAAAUCUUAGAGUCGCCGACAUCUACAGCCAAGAAAAUAGUAUUGAAACGUAAAAUAUCCGUCAAUAGUGGCCAAUCGAACGAGUCCACCAACACAACCAAAGAGAAUACAGAGCCCAUUGAGACCAAAAUGGCAAAAGUAAGCGAGCGGACCCCAAUAACUGUAGGUGAUUCCAGUUCGUCGGUGGGGAAAAAGUUUACAGAGAUGACCAUGCAGGAACGUUUGGAGCUGAGAGCCAAAAAAUUCGGCAUUAAUGCUCCAGCCGCAACUGCAGCUGCGCCAGCUGCUUCUAAUAACAGUGGUUCAACUGACAAAUCGAUUUCUCAAGCCCCUGCAAUGAGCAGUGAAAAACAAAUCGAACUACUCAAGAAACGUGCCGAACGUUUUGGCUGUGUUACUUCAACGAAUCUGGCCAAAUUAGAUGCUGAAGAAAGGCGGUUGAAACGUAUGCAACGUUUUGGAGGGGAAAAGCCACAGGAAUCAUCUACUACCACCACGAAUGUAUCCACGGACGAUUGGGCUGAGAAGGCCAAAAAACGUUUGGAACGAUUUGGUGGCAGUUCAUCAACAUCUGCCGCACCGACAGCUGCCACGCCAGCAGUCACCGCAGCAGCUAGCAAUUAAUUACAUACACAUAUUCCUUUUUUCUAAUAACCUUCUAAUCAUAACUGUACCAUUCUAAAUUUUAUAUUUUGAUUUUGAUAACAAACACAUACAGUUUCAUACACAUACAUACAUAUAUAUUGUAAGAAUCAAUUGGUAAAGAAGCAUUUCCUAUAGUAGCAAUAUAAAAUUUUGAUCGUAAAAAUAUGUAGGUCCUGUUAUGCGUCCACCACCAUCCACCUUUAUAUAUAGAUAUGGCAAUAAACAGUAAAAUAUAAAAUGGCUAAAA
Molecule: messenger RNA, 1314 nt
Organism: Stomoxys calcitrans (stable fly)
Lineage: Eukaryota; Metazoa; Arthropoda; Insecta; Diptera; Muscidae
Product: SAP domain-containing ribonucleoprotein
Exons: 2
Coding region: 117-1046 (309 amino acids)
Biological process (GO): poly(A)+ mRNA export from nucleus
Cellular component (GO): nucleus
Source: RefSeq, a predicted model, not a curated record